Myxocyprinus asiaticus (Chinese sucker) is the source of this 2608-nucleotide messenger RNA. Its product is annotated as cytochrome P450 11B, mitochondrial. Gene Ontology annotation, molecular function: oxidoreductase activity, acting on paired donors, with incorporation or reduction of molecular oxygen; heme binding; iron ion binding. The record is from RefSeq and is a predicted model, not a curated record. Gene Ontology annotation, biological process: cellular response to peptide hormone stimulus; glucocorticoid biosynthetic process; C21-steroid hormone biosynthetic process. The coding region runs from base 512 to 2608 and encodes 698 amino acids. NCBI's taxonomy places the organism in Eukaryota, Metazoa, Chordata, Actinopteri, Cypriniformes, Catostomidae. Gene Ontology annotation, cellular component: mitochondrial inner membrane. The transcript is spliced from 13 exons.
GAGAGAGAAGAGCAUGUGCAUCUGCUCCUGUGGUGUGUAAUGAGAUUCCCUCUCGUUAAAGUCUUUAGUGUAAUAAUCUGACCCUGCAUACUACCUGAGAUCUGCUUUGCACAGAAGAACCAGACGAGACCAGAACCACACCAGUCCGCAUGAACCGAAGAAUAUUCAGAUCAUCCUGAAAAGGAAAAACUGAAGAGUUUGGACUUUAUUGGUCCUUGGGAGUCACAGAUGGCAAUGAUUGGAUAGAAACAAGGAUGUACGUGUGUGUUGCCCUCUUCUCUGCAGAUUUGAGUCAGUCUGAGUCGGUCCAUCUGUUCGCCGUUUGUGUGCGUGUGAUCUGUGAAACCAGGCCACUCUCUCAUUUAGAACACACACACACACACUCACACACACACACACACUCACACUCUCACACACACAGAUCAUGAGCUGUCUGGAAUGGUUUCACUCUCACACGCACAGCUGAUAUCUGAUCAUUAUAAACACAAUAUCACACACAUUAACCAUCGUCAUGGAGACAGCGGUGAUGAAAUCUCUUCUGGCCCCCGUUAAGACCCUCAAACACUGUGUGACAGGAGGGAAGAAGGAAUCCAGCUGGACCAAACGAGGGUCAAAGGGCAAGACCUGUGCGCCCCGCAUCAAUCAUGCGCAGGACCCGAAUCUGCUGCGAUCCUAUCAGGCCGACCUGGAGAGAGAGAGGAAAUUACGUGAGGCGAUGAAUGCUCAGAAGAACGCAGAGAGAGCAGCGAUGAGAGCGCAUUUCAGGAGGAAGUACCAGCUGACAAAGAAUGUCAAGGACACAGAGCAGCUGCGAGUGGUGAGGGGGAAAGUGGCUCUCCCUCGUGAACUGGCUCAGAUGGUUCGUCCCGAAGCUCCAGCUAAAGACGACAGCUUCAGUCUGCUCAGCGCGUUCCAAAGCCUCGUUUUCACCGGCACUAAACGGACCGAAACGCCCACAGCUGCCAACACAGAGCCCUGCAAAGUCAUAGCUGCAGAAGACAUAGAGACAGAGAGAAGCAGCAUGAUCGUGUCUCGCUCGCUGUGUGUCCGUCCCGUCGGCCGCUGGGAUGCUGUGAUGAUGCAGCAGAGAUACAGCGGUGGCAGUGGAGGAGAACUGCGACGCUUCCAGGAGAUUCCACACACCGGCAGCAACGGCUGGAUCAACUUGCUGCGCUACUGGAGAGACGGACGAUUCAAACUCCUUCACAAACACAUGGAGAACACCUUCAGAGAGCUCGGGCCCAUUUACAGAGAGUAUCUAGGUUCUCAGAACACUGUAAACAUCAUGUUGCCGAUAGAUAUUGGUGAGUUGUUCCGUUCAGAGGGUCUUUACCCACGGCGGAUGACUCUGCAGCCCUGGGCGACACAUCGAGAGACCCGCAGACACAGCAAAGGCGUUUUCCUCAAGAACGGAUCAGAGUGGCGUUCCGACCGGCUGCUGUUGAACCGGCAGGUGAUGGUCAGUUCAGCCGUUCGGCGCUUCCUCCCACUGUUGGAUGAUGUUGCGCAGGAUUUCUGUCGUUCGCUGAGACACCGUGUGGAGACGGAGGGCGUUGGGGAGAGAGGCCGGCGCAGUAUGACCCUUGACCCCAGUCCUGACCUCUUCCGCUUCGCUCUGGAAGCGAGUUGUCAUGUUCUGUAUGGCGAGCGGAUCGGUCUCUUCUCGUCGUCUCCGUCUGAAGAGUCGGAGCGUUUCAUUUGGGCAGUUGAACGCAUGUUGGCCACGACCCCCCCACUCCUGUACCUGCCCCCCCGCCUGCUGCACCACCUGCGCGCCCCCCUGUGGACACAACACGCCACUGCAUGGGACCAGAUUUUCAGUCACGCUGAGGCACGCAUACAGAGGGGGUAUCAGCGGCUACAGACACGUGCUGCAGGAUCUGGAGGGGCAGCAGGAGGCGCUGAGGGGCAGUUCUCGGGUGUGCUGGGGGAAUUAAUGGAGGCGGGGCAGUUAUCUCUGGAACUCAUCCGAGCAAACAUCACAGAACUGAUGGCCGGCGGUGUGGAUACUACGGCCGUCCCGUUGCAGUUUGCCCUCUUUGAGUUGGCACGUAAUCCUGACGUGCAGGCGAGUGUUCGAGCACAGGUGCUGUCGUCAUGCGAACAGGCAGCAGGAGAUGCACGUAAAGCGCUGCAGGGGGCACCACUGCUGAAAGGAACCGUGAAGGAAACACUGAGACUCUAUCCAGUGGGAAUCACAGUUCAGAGGUAUCCUGUGAGAGACAUCGUCCUGCAGAAUUAUCACGUGCCAGCCGGGACGCUGGUGCAGGUGUGUCUGUAUCCUCUCGGUCGCAGUCACAAGGUGUUUGAGAGUCCGGAGCGCUUCGACCCGACCCGUUGGGGAGGACCUGAGAGAGGACAGCACGGUGAGGAUGUCACUGUGGAGACGGGUUCAGGUGGGGCGUUCCGCUCUCUGGCGUUUGGGUUCGGCUCCAGACAGUGUGUGGGACGAAGAAUCGCAGAGAACGAGAUGCAGCUGCUGUUGUUGCACAUCCUGAAGAACUUCUCAUUGAGUGUUUCAUCCACAGAAGAAUUGAACACCAAAUACACACUGAUCCUGCAGCCAGAGUCUCCACCCAGAAUCACCUUCACCACACUCUCACACUGA